AGACUCACCGUGCGUCCAUGGAUAACAACUACAACUAUUGCCACUUGUUUGAAGAGAUAAAUAGCCUUAUCUGAUGGCAUUUUUGUAAGUCAAUGAUAUUUGACAAAUAGUAAAACUUAUUUCUAGGCGGAGACACAGAUUUUGGUGCCAUGUUACAAAAGGUAACAUAGCCAGGUCUGACUGAACUGUGCGUGAAAGGAACUUUGGGCUGCUUUCCGCUGGACUGAAUUGAAAAAGGACCACCAGAGGAAACUGUUUCAGAAAUGGCAAAGCCUAUGGACCACGUUAAGCGUCCUAUGAACGCUUUUAUGGUGUGGUCGAGGGCUCAGAGACGCAAAAUGGCACUGGACAACCCGAAGAUGCACAACUCUGAGAUCAGCAAACGCCUCGGAGGCGAAUGGAAGCUCUUGUCAGACUCUGAAAAAAGACCUUUUAUCGACGAGGCCAAACGCCUGAGAGCCGUUCACAUGAAAGAACACCCGGAUUACAAAUACAGACCGCGGCGAAAGCCCAAAACCUUGGUCAAAAAAGAUAGGUAUCAUUUUAAUGUGACGUAUAAUCUGGGUGACAGUGACCCGUUGAAAAGUGCGCGGUUACCCGGUGACGCGCUCGCGGACUCGCUGAGCGCGGAAAAAACAUCCGUCGCUGCCGCUACUCGGGUGUUUUUCAGUCACCACCACCUGUCCGCCAACCCCUAUCAGUUUCUUGACCUGAAUUCCAAAAUUACGGAAUUACCCCCUGCUCCUUUCCCACAUUACUCUUUGCUCGGGUAUCCCGGUGGAGUCUCCGCGUUCCCCGGUAUGGGGGUUCUGGCCGGUGCGCCACACGCUCACCCGUCUCCGGGGAACCCGGGCCACAUGGUGCCCUAUAACUGCCUGGGCUGGCCGGGUUCUGGACCUGCUGUUCCUUCUUCUUACGUGCUUUUACCAGGAAUGACCAAAGCUCAGCACGAACAUUACCUGACAUACGCCGCGACGAUAUGAUUGGAUGUUCUUGUGGUAUAUGGUCACGUGCACUUGUUUAAAGUUUUGCAUCUGUAAAAAGAAAUAAAUUUGUAAAAUAUUA
Rhinichthys klamathensis goyatoka is the source of this 1065-nucleotide messenger RNA. RefSeq names its product SRY-box transcription factor 21a (gene sox21a). The transcript has a single exon. Gene Ontology annotation, molecular function: DNA-binding transcription factor activity, RNA polymerase II-specific; RNA polymerase II cis-regulatory region sequence-specific DNA binding. The coding region runs from base 264 to 983 and encodes 239 amino acids. The record is from RefSeq and is a predicted model, not a curated record. Gene Ontology annotation, biological process: regulation of DNA-templated transcription; cell differentiation; anatomical structure morphogenesis. Lineage: Eukaryota; Metazoa; Chordata; Actinopteri; Cypriniformes; Leuciscidae.